GUAAAUCGGAGCUGUGGGUCGCAGUCGUUAAAAAAUCGUGUUCACUUAAAUAUCUACGGUUUUCUUUCGAGAUUUGGGGUUUUUCAUUAAAAUUAUCGAAGAAGAAAGGAUGAGUUUGUCCUUUGUAUUUCUGGUCGUAGUUGGUUUGGUUGGAAUUGCCUCAGGUUCCGAUGUCAUUAAAGUUAACUCGGUAGAAUUUGGGGAACUAGAAUUCAUCCCACUCGGAAACUUUUCCACGACUGGGUCAAAUGGAAGGAUCGAAGAGAUUUAUUGGUUCACCACGAGCAGAGAGUUGGUUGCCGACAAUGCCAACAAAAUCUGUGAAAGUUUGGGUACUGGAGCAAAAGCGGCUGCACUACUUACUCCGGAGAUCAACGUGGCUGCCAAAAGUUUCCUGGAUUCGCAAGACAUACCCAACGCUUGGACCAGUGGACAAGAUUUUGUCACGAAUGGGGCCUUCUUUUGGCGAACGCAAACCAGAAAUAUUCCCUUUACUUAUGAGGAUUUCGAAAAAGUUGCACCAUUUCCCAAUCCCAACUGCCAAUGUGUCUCCAUCGAGCGGAUCAAGUUACCCGGCUGUGAUCCCAACCUCUGCAAGGGAAACUAUAAAUGGUUCGAGAAACCAUGCUCCGAGAAGAAGCGGCUCCUUUGCCAACUUUAAGUGCUGGCAUCAAUUUGAAAAUUUCAAGAUACUUAUUAAAGACCUUAAAUUAGUGCAAACAAAUUACGACCACGUGUCUUAAAAAUUAUAUAGAUUAAAAAAAGUAUUUCUUUACCCAAAUUGAUGAUCAGAUUCAUAUUAAUAAUUCGUUAAAUUGUAGACAUGUUUUUUAGGAAAUAAAUACAUACUUAAUAAAAUUGUGAUAUGAUUGA
This is a messenger RNA of Folsomia candida, 873 nucleotides long. RefSeq lists its product as uncharacterized. The record is from RefSeq and is a predicted model, not a curated record. The transcript has 4 exons. Bases 110 to 661 code for a protein of 183 amino acids. NCBI's taxonomy places the organism in Eukaryota, Metazoa, Arthropoda, Collembola, Entomobryomorpha, Isotomidae.